This is a messenger RNA of Cottoperca gobio, 1662 nucleotides long. RefSeq names its product E3 ubiquitin-protein ligase TRIM21-like. The record is from RefSeq and is a predicted model, not a curated record. The transcript has 9 exons. Bases 1 to 1662 code for a protein of 553 amino acids. Gene Ontology annotation, molecular function: zinc ion binding; protein binding. Lineage: Eukaryota; Metazoa; Chordata; Actinopteri; Perciformes; Bovichtidae.
AUGGCCUUUAAGUUGUCUGAAGACCAGUUUCGGUGCAGCAUCUGUCUGGAUAUCUUCCACAACCCUGUGUCCAUCCCAUGUGGACACAACUAUUGCCUGGGAUGCAUCAAACGCUUCUGGGACACGAGACGUAACUCGGAGUGUCCGCUGUGCAAAGAAGCCUUCGAAACCCGUCCAAAUCUCAGGGUCAACCUCGGCUUAAAAGACAUCACCGACCAAUUUAAAAAGUCUCUAAAUGGCCGGCCACAACACAAGCCAGCCCCACCAAAGAGAUCUGUGGAGGGACGAUCUUUUGAUGAGGUUACCUGUGACAUCUGCACGGGAAAUAAUGUAAUAGCAGACAAGUCAUGCCUCGUGUGCCAGGUGUCUUACUGUGAAAUUCACCUGACGCCUCAUCUGAAGGAUCCAGUAUUGACGCAGCACAGCCUGAUGGAUCCGGCCACCUUCGUCACCAGUCACCUCUGCAGAAGUCACAACAAGCUCCUGGAUAUGUUUUGCAAGACGGAACAGACACCGAUUUGUGUGAAAUGCAGAGAGCGAGACCACAGACACCAUGAGAUCGUUCCAAUAGAGAAGGAGAGCAAGAGGGUCAGGACUCAGAUGAAGAAGAUCCAAACAGACUAUCAUCACAUGGUCCAGGACAGAGUCAGAAAGGUUAAGGAGAUCAACACUUCAGUGGAGUUAAGCACAAUAAAUAAAGAAAGGCAGAUACAAGAAAGCAUUCAUGUUGUCACCACGAUGAUAAGCGUCAUUGAGAAAAACCAGUCUUCGCUCAUCGAGGAGAUGGAGCAGAAGCAAGGAGCAGCUGAGAGGACAGAGGAGGAGCUUCUCAAAGAGCUCAGGCAGGAAAUCAACGAACUGCAGAGAAGACGAAGUGAGCUGCAGCACCUGGAGCACACCAAGGACCAUCUUCAUCUCCUACAGAGUUUCCCCUCUCUGAGUGCUGCACUGCCCACCAGGGACUGGUCCCAGAUCAGAGUCCACUCGGACAACUACAUAGGGACAGUGCGGAGAUCUUUCACCAAGCUGGUGGACGUGUGCCAUACACUUGAAAAUAAACUGUCUGCAGAUGAGAUGAGAAAGACAAGUCAAUAUGCAGUGGAUGUGACUCUGGAUCCAGUGACGGCUUCAGCUUGGCUGUCUCUGUCCCCUGAUGGGAAACAGGUGAGCCUCAGCGUCCAGCAGAAGAAACCCUGUACCCCUAACGACCCCCGCAGGUUCGACUCCUGUGUCUCCGUUCUGGGGAAACAAAGCUUCACCUCCGGGAGACAUUACUGGGUGGUUCAGGUUGGAGAUAAAACAGACUGGGAUCUUGGCGUGGCUAGGGAGUCUAUCAACAGGAAAGGGGCCAUCACGGUGCGUCCUGACAGCGGUUACUGGGCCAUCUGCCGGCGGAAAGGCAGCAGUCUCAGCGCCUGCACCGGCCCCUCCAGCACCCUCUCCUUCCUAGAACCUCCCCAGAAAGUCGCUGUGUUCCUGAACUACGAGGAAGGGUCGGUGUCCUUCUACAACGCAGAUGCGAAGACCCACAUUUACACUUACACCGAGUGUCUAUUCACCGAGCCUCUAUACCCAUACUUAAACCCCUGUCUUCAUGACAACGGGAAGAACACCGCCCCGUUGAUUAUCUGUCCUGUUGAGGUUGGGGAUGAUGCAGAUUGA